Molecule: messenger RNA, 4072 nt
Organism: Erinaceus europaeus (western European hedgehog)
Lineage: Eukaryota; Metazoa; Chordata; Mammalia; Eulipotyphla; Erinaceidae
Gene: IMPACT
Product: impact RWD domain protein
Exons: 11
Coding region: 3-1070 (355 amino acids)
Biological process (GO): regulation of translational initiation
Cellular component (GO): cytoplasm
Molecular function (GO): protein binding
Source: RefSeq, a predicted model, not a curated record
GGAUGCAGUCCUGGAUUUGGCACCGCUGUGCCCGUUGCUUUCUUCCUGGCUGCUGCGCCCCGCCCCCGCAAUCUGGACUGGGCUUGCGGCUGCCGCCGCGGCGCUGGGGCAACAUGGCUGAGGGGGACACAGGCAGCGACCAGAGGCAGAAUGAGGAAAUUGAAGCAAUGGCGGCUAUAUAUGGUGAGGAAUGGUGUGUCAUUGAUGACUGUGCCAAAAUAUUUUGUAUUAGAAUUAGUGACGAUAUAGAUGACCCCAAGUGGACGCUUUGCUUGCAGGUAAUGCUGCCUAAUGAAUACCCAGGUACAGCCCCACCCAUUUAUCAACUCAAUGCCCCUUGGCUGAAAGGACAAGAACGUGCAGAUUUAUCUAAUAGCCUUGAGGAAAUAUAUAUACAGAAUAUAGGUGAAAGUAUCCUUUACCUGUGGGUGGAGAAAAUAAGAGAUGUUCUAAUACAGAAAUCUCAGAUGACAGAACCAGGCCCGGACAUAAAGAAAAAAACUGAAGAGGAAGAUGUUGACUGUGAAGAGGAUCUCAUUUUAGCUUGUAAACCAGAAAAUCCAGUGAAAGCAUUAGAUUUUGCUGUCAGUAAAAAUCCAACAGAAAUAGAAGAAAUACCUCCAAUUGAUCAUGGCGUUCCUAUUACAGACCGAAGAAGCACUUUCCAGGCACAUCUGGCUCCAGUAGUUUGUCCCCAACAGGUAAAAAUGGUUCUUGCCAAAUUGUAUGAGAAUAAGAAAAUAGCUAGUGCUACCCACAACAUCUAUGCAUACAGAAUAUAUUGUGAGGAUAAACAGACAUUCUUACAGGACUAUGAAGAUGAUGGAGAAACAGCAGCUGGUGGACGUCUCCUCCAUCUCAUGGAGAUUCUGAGUGUGAGGAAUGUCCUGGUGGUAGUGUCGCGCUGGUAUGGAGGGAUUCUGCUAGGACCAGAUCGCUUCAAACAUAUCAACAACUGUGCCAGAAACAUACUAGUGGAGAAGAACUACUUAAAUUCACCCGAGGACUCAGCAAAAGCUUUGGGAAAGAACAAAAAAGUAAGAAAAGAUAAGAAGAGGAGUGAACAUUAAUAUCUGAAACUCUGUGAAAGGUUGAUUCCCUAUCAUUGUGUGCACAGUCCAUCGUCAUCAAGAAUGUAUUGUGCAGAGAGUGAAUCCUUGACUGCUCAAGUGGGCCAACUCAUCGUGGACACAGCAUUAUCUAUUCCUUUUUAGUCACAGCAGCUGCCUAAAAUAGAAAACUUAUAACAUUCAUAUGUGUUUCAGGCUGAUUCAGAAGAAUUAAUUUGAACUUAAUAGCCUCUCCAUCUAAUUUUUUGGAAGGUAACAGUGGCCCUGGGCAGUACCUGAAUUAACUGUUCAUUACAGUUCAUGUCAAGUGCCUUUGUUAGGAAGGGAAGAAAUGUCUCUAGAGGGAUAUAAAUAUUUGAUUUCAUGUCAUCUAGAUUCUCAUUUUCUUAAGUGAAUAUUACCUUUUACUGCUCUUUAUGGCUUAUUGGAAUAGAAACACAUUAAAACUUGAUCUUGGAGAGUUUAUUCUUGUGAUUUUACUCAUAAGUGUGUCACCUUUCAUUUUAUAGUGUUCAUCAGUUAAUGAAUCAAAUGAAAAUACAGGUAUAUCCAUCUGUAGUUACAUGCUGAAGUGACAGUUCUAUACAUUUGUUAGCCUAGUUAUUAUGCCUCAAUUUCUGUUUCAAAUUGGUAAUUGUGGAGUUUCAAAAAGUGAUUUUCUUGUCUUACCAUUUUGUAUAAUUCUCAUGAUAUAAAGCAAGAACUAUUGAAGUAUCAGUAGGCUUUCCUUUGCCCCUGAAAUGUGUUGGUAUAUUUGGUUUCUUUUAGCACCCAGAAAGUUAUGAUCUUCAUUGAAAAAUUAGAACUAUGUUGGAAACUAUGUUGUGUAGUUGUAUAAACAUGAUGAACAUUUUCCACCUGUACUCCAGCCAUUUUCCUUAAACCCAUAUCUUCUUUGGUGAGAAGAAACAAACCCUUUUAAUUAGAAAAACAAAAUGUCUCCCUUACUCCUCACCCAUUUGUAUCAGCCCUUUCUCAUCAGUGUUUGUGUUUCUCCUUUCAUGUAAGUUGUGCCUUUUACCUCUAAGCAUCUAGACAAUAAAUUUAUCUUUAAGGUUUGUGACAAUAAAUCAUAAACUGUUCCCUUUCAGAUAUCAUUGCAAACAAUUGUUAACAGUUUGGUGAUGGGUGAAGUGUGCUGGCACCUAUUUGGGGGAUUGUGACUCCAUGACAAUACCAGUAUAUAAACAUUUACCUCAAAAAAAAAAGUUACUAAUUAAUCAUACAUUUAGCUGAGAUGUUUCCAAAGGGAAGGGGGAAUAGAAAUUAGAUGGCAAUUUGUAAUGGAUCUGAGCAUGGAAAACAUGUGAAGGAAAGUGAACACAAACACAUAUGGUUUUUUCUUUCUGACAUUUUACAUGUUAAGGUUCCAUUAUUUUAUUUGACAUUUAAAUUUUGCAUUUAUAUUUACUAUUAUUUUACAAUAGUACUGCUCAGCUCUGGCUUAUGGUGGUCCUGGAGAUUGAACCUGGGACCUUGGAUCCUCAAGCAUAAAAGCUUUUGCAUAAACAUUAUGCUGUCUCUCCAGCCCAGAAUUUAGCAAAUAGCAUUAGACUAGGAUAGAUUCUGAGAACUAAAACUAAAUCAUAUUUGUUAUGUAUUUAAGAACAGUCACUUCAAAUUCCACGAAAAGCUAAGUAUGUCCUAUAUAUUGUUAAAAUUAUUAAAGAAGUCAGAGAUUAUUAGUUAACAUUAACAUAAUUUCUUUUUUUUUUUUUUUUUUUGAUAGAGACAAGGAGAUAGAAGAGAGUGAAAGAGAGCACCAAAAUUUCCAUCAGUGUGGUAGGGGCCAGACUUGAACCUGUGUUACACACAUGUCAAAGCAGCAUACUGUCCAAGUGAGCUGAGCUGUUUCACUGAUCCCACUCCACAAUUUGUGCGUUUCAGACUCGUGAAGGAAGGUGUGAACAAUAGGGCUUUGGUGCUGGGGGUGGGAGGAGAGUUUAUUUUUCUGCUGUAUCAAAUUUAGAUUUUUGUCUUGCUCUUUUAUCCAAUAUUUACUGAGAUCUGUACAGAAAACGAAGGUAUUUUAUUCUGUGGUCUAAUUUUCCUGACUCCCUCCAAAAAAAAAAAAAAAAAAGGCCUAACCUCCUUUCCUUAGAGUCAGUCAUCUAAUAAAAAGGAAAUAUCCGCAAUUCUUAAGUGAAGGAACUUGACUCAUUUCACACUUUACAAUUUUGGAUCCCCUACCUACAGAUAGUGUCUGUUUUCUCUCUUUAAAACUUACCUCAACUAGAGGCAUUUUGGAUCCCCAAAAUUCUUUUCUAUAGCCAGAUCUAUGCUACGGCAAAUUUUUUUUAUAUAUAAUUUAUUUAUAAAAUAGAAACACUGACAAGAUCUUAGGAUAAGAGGGGUACAGUUCCCACCACUAGAGCUCCAUAUCCCAUUCCCUCCCUUCCCCUGAUAGCUUUCCUAUUCUUUAACUCUCUGGGAGUAUGGACCCAAGGUCAUUAUGGGGUGCAGGAGGUGGAAGGUGCAGCUUUUGUAAUUGCUUCCCCAAUGAACAUGGGCAUUGGCAGGUCAAUCCAUACUCCCAGGCUGUCUGUCUCUUCUUUCCCUAGUGGGCUGGUGCUCUAGGGAAGCGGAGCUCCAGGACACAUUUGCAUUUUGCUGCAGUGAAGUUUAUAGUCUACUGCCUCCUGUAUAUGUCAAUAGCACGAUGAUUUGGAGGACAGUAUGUAUCAUGAAACAGAAGCUGCUUGAAGAGAAUUAUAACUAAACACAACCAAUAAAGAAUUAUAUGAAGUUGCUACUGUCUGAAAGGCAGGUGAAAUUUAUUGGGAAAAUUGUACAGUCUCUGCUGCCACAAUUUAGAGAUAAUCAUCCUUAACAUUUAGUAUGUACAUCCUUCUAUUUUUCCCUAUGCAUGAUUUUGUACAUAUGGCUAUUUUUAUUUCCAUAGAAAUGGUAUUAAACUGUAUAUAAUGUUUUGUAUCUGGCAUAUUUCAUAUAGUAUAUUAUUAACAUUUUCCUGUGUCAAUAAAUAUUCUUCUAUGGCUUCA